Nestor notabilis (Kea) is the source of this 1298-nucleotide messenger RNA. RefSeq names its product retinoic acid receptor, beta (gene RARB). Gene Ontology annotation, molecular function: RNA polymerase II cis-regulatory region sequence-specific DNA binding; nuclear receptor activity; nuclear glucocorticoid receptor binding. Gene Ontology annotation, biological process: regulation of transcription by RNA polymerase II; retinoic acid receptor signaling pathway; cellular response to corticotropin-releasing hormone stimulus. The transcript has 6 exons. The record is from RefSeq and is a predicted model, not a curated record. Bases 33 to 1043 code for a protein of 336 amino acids. Lineage: Eukaryota; Metazoa; Chordata; Aves; Psittaciformes; Psittacidae. Gene Ontology annotation, cellular component: transcription regulator complex; nucleus.
AGGGCUUUUUCCGCAGGAGCAUCCAGAAGAACAUGGUUUACACAUGUCACAGAGAUAAAAACUGUGUUAUCAAUAAAGUUACCAGAAAUCGCUGCCAGUACUGCAGACUACAGAAGUGCUUUGAAGUGGGAAUGUCCAAAGAAUCUGUCAGAAAUGAUAGGAACAAAAAGAAGAAGGAACCUUCAAAGCAGGAGUCCACAGAAAACUAUGAAAUGACAGCAGAGUUGGAUGAUCUCACUGAGAAGAUAAGAAAAGCUCACCAGGAAACCUUCCCCUCACUCUGCCAGCUGGGAAAAUACACUACAAACUCCAGCGCAGACCAUCGGGUUCGACUGGACCUUGGGCUUUGGGACAAAUUCAGUGAACUUGCAACAAAGUGCAUUAUUAAAAUAGUGGAAUUUGCAAAGCGAUUGCCAGGCUUCACAAGUUUGACCAUUGCAGACCAGAUAACUCUACUUAAAGCCGCCUGCCUGGAUAUACUGAUUCUUAGAAUUUGCACAAGAUACACACCAGAACAAGACACCAUGACCUUUUCAGAUGGCCUUACCCUAAACCGAACUCAGAUGCACAACGCCGGAUUUGGCCCACUGACUGAUCUCGUCUUCACAUUUGCCAACCAGCUCCUGCCUUUGGAAAUGGAUGAUACGGAAACAGGUCUCCUUAGUGCCAUCUGCUUAAUCUGCGGAGAUCGCCAGGACCUUGAAGAACCAGUAAAAGUGGAUAAGCUUCAGGAACCAUUGCUUGAAGCACUGAAAAUCUAUAUCCGAAAGAGACGACCCAACAAGCCUCAUAUGUUCCCAAAGAUCUUAAUGAAAAUCACAGAUCUUCGUAGCAUCAGUGCAAAAGGUGCAGAACGUGUCAUCACAUUGAAAAUGGAAAUUCCUGGAUCCAUGCCACCUCUUAUUCAGGAAAUGUUGGAGAACUCUGAAGGACACGAACCACUGACACCAACCUCAAACGGAAAUACUGCAGAACACAGUCCUAGUAUCUCGCCUAGUUCGGUGGAUAACAGCAGUGUCAGUCAAUCCCCUAUGGUGGAAUAAGACAUUUUCCAGCUACUUCAAACAUUCCUAAUACCUUAUGUACAGGGAUGAAAAGCAAGAAAAACAUUUUUACUGCUGCUUAAGUUUCUGGACUUAAUAUAUAUCUAUAUAUGUAUAUAUAUAGAUGAAAACUCAACAAGGACCAAGAAAUUUUCAUAUGUAUCGAUAUAUACUCCUUGCUGUUUAAACUCUUAAAACUAGAAAAAAAUGCAAACUUUUGAAACUCUAAAUCAGCCAUUUCAUGCAAAAAAAAAA